Priapulus caudatus is the source of this 4327-nucleotide messenger RNA. Its product is annotated as zinc finger protein 883-like. Bases 247 to 2199 code for a protein of 650 amino acids. The transcript is spliced from 2 exons. NCBI's taxonomy places the organism in Eukaryota, Metazoa, Priapulida, Priapulimorpha, Priapulimorphida, Priapulidae. The record is from RefSeq and is a predicted model, not a curated record.
CCAUACAGCUGUACACUUGUUUUCGUGUCUACCUGCCACGAAUAAUGAGGUCAGCACGCCAAUCCGCUAGGCUGUGGCGUGUACAAGUUGCCACACAACAAAGAACGGCGAGUUGAACCUUGGAAGUAGAUUGAAUAGACCAAACCGGAUAUGAAUAGAAGCAACAUAGGACCCGUACACUCAGCUUCUCUCUCGAUUUGUGGCUAGACUGGUGCUCGGAUUACCCAUGCUGUGCUGACAACGACCAUGGCAACCGACGACGUGAAGAACAACGGCGCGAUCGGAUCAGAUGGCGGCAGCGUGACGACUAGCGACUCUGAGAUUAGCGACAAAGAUGCCAACAAACUCGUGAUGGAUCUAAAAGAAGACGACGGCGAGGAGGAGGAGGAGGAGCGGGACUCCGCUGCCAGCACGACGACCACCGACACCGACGGCGGCCCGAUGGACGUCGAAGACGACGUCAACGUCGAACUGACGGCGUCGCCAAAGCCGUUCCCGGCGGCGACGAACAACAACAACGAGGAGACGCUGUUCAUGUGCGACGUGUGCAACGCGUCGUUCGCGGAGCCGGGCGGGCUCACGAAGCACGCGCAGACGCACACGCCGAUCGUCGCCGAGAGCGUGUGCAACGUGUGCAGCGCCGGCUUCGUGACGGCGCCGCUGCUCAUGCGGCACAUGCUGAAGCGGCACAGCUUCGGCGGCCUGAGCAAGUACCGCUGCCACAUCUGCGCGAAUGCGUACGUGUCGGCGUCGAGUCUGCGCAGCCACAUGCGCGUGCACACGGGCGACCGGCCGUACCGCUGCGACGUCUGCGGCGAGGUGUUCUCGCACGCGGGCGCGCUCAAGCAGCACAUGAUCGUCAUCCACACGAAUGACAAGCCGCACGGCUGCGAGAUCUGCGGCGAGGCGUUCAACAAGUUGAGCAACCUGACGCAGCACCGCAAGAUGCACUGCGAUGACGGGCCGUACUCAUGCGACAUGUGCAAGACGUUCUUCCACGAGCCGGACAGCUUCCUCGCGCACAUCUGCUUCUGCGAGGCGCUCAAGUCGCACACGUGCGCGCUGUGCAAGGUCGGCUUCUACCAGGCGUCGAGCCUCAAGUCUCACAUGACGACACACCUCGACGGCACGCCGUAUGCGUGCGAGAUAUGCAACGAGUCGUUCGCGCACUCGAGCGCGCUCAUCCAGCACGCGAAGAGCCACGUCGACCGCGGCCCGUACGGCUGCGACCUCUGCGAGGCGUCCUUCACGGAGGCGAGCAUCUUCGUGCGCCACGCGAUCCUACACCGCGGCGAGCGGCGCUACAAGUGCGGCAGCUGCCCGGCGGCGUUCAUCCAGCCGAGCACGCUCGAGGCGCACACGCCCGUCUGCACGCUGCGCAAGAAGGCGUUCGUCUGCACGACGUGCGACGCGACGUUCGUCGAGGCGGAGGCGCUGAAGAAGCACCGGCGCAACCACAGUCAGCGCUGCUUCGUCUGCGGCGAGACGUUCAGCUCGGCGCGCAGCCUCAAGCUGCACAUGAAGAUCCACACGUCGGACAAGCCGUUCAAGUGCAACGUGUGCGCGGCGUCGUUCACGUCGUCCGGCAGCCUGACGACGCACCACCGGACUCACACGGGCGAGCGGCCCUACAAGUGCGACAUGUGCGCGGGCGCGUUCAUCGACAAGAGCACGCUGACGAAGCACCGGCGCAUCCACACAGGAGAGCGGCCAUACAAGUGCGACCACUGCAGCGCCGCGUUCACGCAGUCGGGAAACCUGCUGCGCCACAUCAAGCUGCGCCACCUCGUGAAAAAGUUGUCGCCGAAGGGCGGCGGCAGCAUCCUCGCGAGUCAGCUGAUGGCGAGCGAGACGCCGACGAAAAAGGUCGUGCUCGGCCAGUCGCUCGACUGCAGCGUGUGCUACGCGACGUUCGCCUCGAAGGGCGGCCUCGCCAAUCACUUCAAGACCCACCUGUCCGGCGUCAAGCGGCACCAGUGCGAGGGCUGCGAGGAGUCGUUUAGCGACAAGAGCACGCUCAUCAAGCACCGGAGGACGCAUACGGGCGAGCGGCCGUUUAAGUGCAACCUGUGCCCCAUGUCCUUCACUCAAUCGGGCAACCUCCUCCGUCAUAUCAAAGCAAAGCACGACGGCUUGAAGAUGCCAAAGAACGGUGCUCUGCUUCCGUCCUCGCCAGAGAGCCAGACGUCGGAUGUCUAAAGGUGAUGCUUGCCGUCAAGCAAUUUCAUCGAAAAGACGCCAAAUGUUCACGUUGUGCCUGGCCAGUACUGCCUUUUAUUAGUAACAAACCUGCUCAGUCGUUGUGUCGUUGUAGUGUGCAGCGCAGUUUCUCACGAGCCAGUCUCGUGAGUCUACGUGAGAUUUUAUGUGAGAGAAAAUACCUCAAGGUCUCCGUUGCAAUUUAGCAAAACCGAAGAGUUUUGCGUUUUAGGAAUUUACAUCGAGUCUAUCAUAUCAUGAACUAUACAUCUGUAUAUAGAAAUGUACGCGUUUAAUCAUUGCUCAUUUUAAUAUGUAAGACAUUGCCACCCUGCAAACAGAUGUAUGGGAUCGGCUUUCAUGUCUGUUGUUACAACUUCAACCUAACAGUUGAUGUGACGCGUGUAAGCAUGACAACAAUGCAUAAAACAUUCCUUUCAUAGAUGGGUUGAUGUAGUGCCUAAUAUUUUUUAUAUUCAGAGAGAUGUUUUGCUAGAUUGCACAUUAUUUUUAUCUUCAACAUAUCGGCAUGGUUUCUCAAUCCAUGUGCAACAUUUGUGACCCUAGGAAUGUUACACCGUGGGGUUUCGAUUAUGCCGUUCGCAAUCAUGUCUUUGUUUAACGUUUUUUGUAUUUGGACCAAGCAGGCUUGCACUAGGGUUGCACCUAUAUAUUGCAGAUAUAUAAAUUUAUCAUGUUCUCACCUCUGAUUGGAGAUGUUGCAGUGGGUGGUAUGGGCACUCACCCACUGUGAUGCUCAAUGUGUAUUUAAAACUUUCCUCCGGCAGAGGUUAGGGUUGAAGUUCACCUAAAAGGUCCCACUUGUCAUCCUACUUGUGAUAGAUAAGGGCACAAUGCACAGUCAGAUGUGUGUCUAUGUGGCAAACCAAUGCCUUUGAGUGCGCCCUUACUACAGAUGUAGUUAUAGCAGUAGGAUACACAUAUUUUUAAAUCGUUACAUUUAUAGACUGCAUGGGUGUGUGUGUGUGGCAUGUAUGCCUACGGGACACACUAGUUUUUGUACGGCGGCAGGCUCAGGGGAUCUCCUUGUACAGCAAUAAGCUUGAGAUCUAUGUUAUGUAAGCAGUGAAGGAGCGGUUCGUAAUGGAUUUGACCUUGAUUUUAUGGCAGUUGCGGUGUGCGUCACUGGCCAUAAUUCCUGCUCCCUUAGCCAAAAAUCCACAGUGUAUCUUCCUAACAAAUUGUUGGGCCAGACCCGAAUCGGUAUAUUUUUGAUGAAAUCAACUCAGGAUAAGUAUACAUGUAUAUAAGCCUGGCCAAAAUAUUUGUUAAAGCCACGUACGCAGUCCAGUCUAUGUGAAUAAUACUGGGGCAUUUAUAGUAUGAUUAAUGAUAUAAAGAAGCCUUCAUUUUGCUGGCCGUGAUUGCUCACUGGCAUUGAUAUAUCCAUUCCCAUUUUGAUAUGGUUCUUUACAUGUAUGAGCCUUUUCCAUUCAUUUUGCCAUAACAUCAUUGUUUUAUUUUGGUAAUAUUGUAUGUAUUAGUUUUUAGUUUGUUACUUGACGAUGCUUAGGCAAAUAGGGACACGCCUAGUGGUGGAAGUGUAGUUUAGAAAGGAAGAAAAUUAUGUAAACAAAUGAGCUUCAACUAUAUAUUUACAUAAUACUUGUAGAGUCCAUUCAGGUAGAAAUCAUUAUAGGUUGCCCUAUACUUGUAGUUGUACCUGUAAAUUAUGCAUAACCAGCAGUACCUCAAGCCAGUUUAGAGUAUUGAUGCCAGCAUAAUAUAUAAUGGUGACAAACUACAGGGUGGAAUAGAAAAUUUAAUGCAUUCCACAUACAUGUUUUAUAAUCCAUUAAAUAAUUGACAUUCCUAAUAGAUUCAAUAGUGCAUUACCUAGAAUAUUGGAAACUUGUGAUAAGUUUGUACAUGAUAUGGUGUGAUUUAUGUACGAAUGAAAUAGAAGUGACUGGAAAUUUGUGCCUUACUUUUUAAAGACCUACAUACAUAACAUUUUAAGCUUUUAUAGUUUUAGUUCUGUGGACCAAGAAAGUGCCAAUGCAAGACAUUUUAGUGCACAUUGUUUUAGUAUGUGAUACACUGUCUAUUCCAGUGUUGUUUUCUUGUUUCAUGCACUGUUUUGGCGUAAUAAAAAUCCUUAUCUAAC